This is a messenger RNA of Trematosphaeria pertusa, 264 nucleotides long. RefSeq lists its product as uncharacterized. The transcript has 2 exons. The record is from RefSeq and is a predicted model, not a curated record. The coding region runs from base 1 to 264 and encodes 87 amino acids. NCBI's taxonomy places the organism in Eukaryota, Fungi, Ascomycota, Dothideomycetes, Pleosporales, Trematosphaeriaceae.
AUGAAGAUCUUCGUCGCUGCUGCUGCCUUCGGAGCACUUUCUUCCGCAGCCACCAUCCCCAUCGUUCCCAUUCCGCCGACUCCCACUCCGACAAUAAUAGAACCUCCCGUUAAACCUAUGAGUAAGCCACUUGCAUGCACCAAGAUCUGCGCCGCCGGGCCGUAUAGUCUUAGCUGUGGCAAGGACUGGUUUCCGUUUCAGCAAGGGCGAUGCUGGUCUUGCUGCAGGUGGUGGGAUCGAGGGGAUGAGGAUGUGGCGGAGUAG